AUGGUUGGAGAUUGUGUGGAAGGGUUUAGUUCUACCAAAAGUGGAGAUAUUCCUUUGACAAAUUAUUCAUCAGAAGUUGGCUGUCAAAACUGUUUUACUGAGAAGAGGAGUCAAAGAUAUCGAAAACCCACUAUGGUAGCGUCAUGGUUUUUAGCUAAAAACAAGGAUGUGUCUAUUCAAGUGAACCACCUUGUGGGAGAUCUUACUUUGGCGGAUAUGCAUAUGUCCCCCUCUAACUUUCGUCUGUCAAGAUUAAAAUGGUGUCCUCCUCCUACCGGUUAUUUUAAGAUGAAUGUUGAUGGGACUGUUAACUUUGACUGGAGAAGAAGUGGUGUUGGUGGAGUUCUUAAAGAUACUGAUAUUAACAAGCUGCUUUCCUUCUCUAGAGCAUUAGGACCUUAUUCUCCUAUUCUUGCUGAGAUUUUUGCGAUCAAAGCGGGGUUAGUAGCGUUUUUUGAUUCAGUUUGGAGGGACAAGGGAAUUAUGAUUUUAAAAAUUGACUCGUUUCUUGUUGUGAAGUGGAUCAACAGCCCGGAACUUUGCCCGGUUCACCUUGUUGAUUUGAUUACAGAAAUUCAGAAGACAGUUGUGCAUUCUAAUAUUAUUAUUAAGCAUAUCGGCAGAUGUAUUAAUGAGGAAGCUGAUUGUCUAAUUAAGUCAGGAAUUGGUUAG
Hibiscus syriacus is the source of this 672-nucleotide messenger RNA. RefSeq lists its product as uncharacterized. The record is from RefSeq and is a predicted model, not a curated record. NCBI's taxonomy places the organism in Eukaryota, Viridiplantae, Streptophyta, Magnoliopsida, Malvales, Malvaceae. The coding region runs from base 1 to 672 and encodes 223 amino acids. Gene Ontology annotation, molecular function: nucleic acid binding; RNA-DNA hybrid ribonuclease activity. The transcript is spliced from 2 exons.